AACGCUACCUAAACGGAGGUGGCUCACCGCCACUGAGCACUACCAAGAAUGGCGUUCAGAUUAGCGUUACUGAAGCGCACCGGCGCAGACUCCGGUUCCGUUUUGGGGCUGAGGAGGUGGGUUCAUGCUUCAGCUCUCCCUCCACCGUUGGACGCUCCCAUGAGUCGGCCCACCGCAUCGCAGCCGUUGGUUUUGCCCGAGUCUGAUCAAAUCCCAGACAGCAACAGUAAUAAAGACAUCUGGUUCGGAUUCGGGUUUCCAAGUUUCGUUUUUGGAGGAUCCAUGGAGCUCAUGGCUGUCCCCAAGAAGAAAGUGAGUCGCCAUAAGAGAGGCAUAAGAAAUGGACCCAGAGCUUUGAAACCUGUUCCUGUGAUUAUUAGAUGCAAGAGCUGUGGUCGAGUUAAGUUGCCACACUUCUUCUGUUGCAGUGGAGAUCGGGGCAAGGAGGGUGAACAAGGUGACUCAUCUGGUUAAGCAUGUUGUGUCUGUUGGUGGGAAAAUAGAGAUAAACAAGUAGUUUUUCCAUUUUUAUGAGUAAAACUUUUUAUGGAUGUCAUGUAUCCAAAUUUUCUUGUAGAAAUCUAGGUUGGACAAAGGUUGAUCCCUGUCAGUCAAUAUGUUUUGCUUUGUGAUAUGUUAACUGGUGCAUUUGGGGCUGUUGGCAGAUCAAUCUAAUUACGUGACUAUGUUAGCAAGUAUAGCCCAUUGGGUGUAAUUGCAUAACAGGAUGCGUAGUGUUCAA
Molecule: messenger RNA, 742 nt
Organism: Theobroma umbraticum
Lineage: Eukaryota; Viridiplantae; Streptophyta; Magnoliopsida; Malvales; Malvaceae
Product: Ribosomal L32p protein family
Biological process (GO): translation
Cellular component (GO): mitochondrial large ribosomal subunit
Molecular function (GO): structural constituent of ribosome
Source: RefSeq, a predicted model, not a curated record